This is a messenger RNA of Prunus avium (sweet cherry), 758 nucleotides long. NCBI's taxonomy places the organism in Eukaryota, Viridiplantae, Streptophyta, Magnoliopsida, Rosales, Rosaceae. The record is from RefSeq and is a predicted model, not a curated record.
CUCUUUCCUCUUCUUUUCUUCUUCUUUUCCUUUGCUGUUUCUUUUUUCUCUUUUUCUUCCUCUUUCCUUCUUUGGGAAAGCUUCACACUUAAGCACCAGAGCAAGCCCCCCAAGCCGAUGGAGUCCAAUCUCUUUCAAUUUCCGAGGCUUCACCAUCCAGCUCUUCAAAUCCAAGCUUCUCUCGCUUUUCUUAUCAUUUUCUUAUCGUUUCCAAUUUUUUUCGUUGAUCUGAACUUACUUCAAACUUGUGGGUGUGAUUUGGUGAAGAAUGAGUUUGGAGGAGAAGUACCAGAUGUUGAGGAGCGUGGCAGAGGAAUGUAUUCAAGAGGACGAGCUUCGGAAUUUGCUCGCUCAUAAGUCCGAAUGAUGGGUUUGAACCCUCUGGUCGAAUGCAUAUUGCUCAGGGAGUUAUGAAGACGAUAAAUGUGAACAAGAUGACCUCUGCUGGCUGCAGAGUGAAAAUAUGGAUUGCAGAUUGGUUUGCAAUGCUAAACAAUAAGAUGGGGGGUGAUUUGAAGAAGAUAGAGACUGUUGGGCGCUACAUGAUAGAGAUAUGGAGGGCUGCUGGGAUGAAUUUGAACAAUGGAAAAGUUGAGUUUUUGUGGUCUUCAAAGGAGAUUAAUGCGAAAGUAGAUGAGUACUGGCCUCGUGUGAUGGACAUAGCCCAAAAGAAUAAUCUUAAAAGGAUAAUUAGGGACAGAGAGGACGAAAGAGAGAAAAGAAGAAAAAAAGAGUUUUUUGACAGAGAGACUAUUUAA